CGAUAAGUUUAUUUUGAAAUUUGUAACGGUUUUUGUUUUUAUAAUAACACCUAGUGAGUGUUUAAAACAUUCUUGUUCCAAAUUGAACAAAACAGUCCAUUUCUCCUCAUUUGAGCUUUCUUUACGUCGUUCCAAAAUGUCAUCAGAAGACGGCGGCAACGGAAACGGCGGAGGCGGUGGCGGAAACAAUGGAGGUGGAGGUGGCGGCGGCGGCAAUAAUAAUAAUAAUAAGAAGGCGGAGGAGGCUAAGAAGGCGGAGGAAAAGCCCCAGCCGCAUGCUGUAUUAGAACAGCUCUCCGGCGUGCAAUAUUGCAUCAAUAGUCCACCCUCAUGGUCGGAGGCAUUGUGUUUGGGUUUCCAGCAUUACCUUUUAACUCUAGGCAACAUUGUCUUCAUCCCCAAAACAAUUGUGCCUCAAAUGGGUGGUGGCAAAGUAGAAGAGGCAAGGGUGAUGCAGACAUUACUUUUUAUAUCAGGAUUAAACACAUUGUUUCAAUCCUUAUUUGGAGUGAGGUUACCUUCAAUAAUAGGUGGUUCUUAUGCCUACUUAAUCCCAAUUACCUCAAUUAUCCAAACUAGGAGACUUCAGCACAUUGUGGAUCCUCACAUGAGGUUUGAGCACAGUAUGAGGGCCAUUCAAGGAGCCCUCAUUGUGGCAUCUUGUUUUCAAGUCAUUACUGGUUUCAUUGGGCUGUGGAGAAAUGCUACAAGGUUUCUAAGCCCUUUAUCUGUAGUCCCACUUAUCACUUUAACUGGACUUGGCCUAUUCCAUCUUGGCUUCCCACUGAUGGCAAAGUGUGCCGUUGUGGGGGUUCCGGAGCUCUUCUUAAUUGUGCUUGCCUCACAGUAUCUACCAACAUGGCUAAAACUAAAAAGGCCAAUAUUGGAUAGGUUUGGUGUAUUGUUUUGUGUGAGCAUUGUGUGGACAUAUGCAGCCAUUUUAACAUACAGUGGACCUUACAAAACAUAUUCACAAGAGAAUUGCAGGGUAGAUGGCUCUGGUCUCAUGUCUGGUUCCUCUUGGAUUCAAAUCCCUUUGCCAUUUCAAUGGGGACCUCCCACCUUUAACGCUGGCGAUGUCUUCGCAAUGCUAUCGUCAUGCUUCGUCUCCUCCAUCGAGUCAACCGCAGUGUUUUACGCUACGUCGAGAUAUGGGAGUGCCACACCAGUGCCACCUUCUAUUGUUAGCCGAGGCGUCGGAUGGCUUGGGGUAGGGACUAUGCUCAGUGGCAUUUUUGGAGGACUCACUGGCCCUUGUGCAACACCAGAAAAUGCUGGGCUUUUAGCAUUAACAAAAGUUGGAAGCAGAAGAGUUGCUCAGAUAUCUGCUGGGUUCAUGAUUUUCUUUUCCAUCCUAGGGAAAUUUGGAGCAUUUUUUGCCUCAAUUCCUAUGGCAGUCAUGGCGGCCUUGUAUUGUGUCUUCUUUGCAUAUGUUUCUUCAGCUGGUCUAGGAUUCCUCCAGUUUUGCAACUUGAAUAGCUUCAGAACAAAGUUCAUACUAGGAUUCUCCUUGUUCAUGGGGCUAUCACUGCCUCAAUACUUCAAAGAGCACCAAAUGGUUUCUGGUUCAUACCCUGUCCACACACAUGCCAAAUGGUUCAACGACAUAAUAUGUGUCGUCUUCACGUCGCACGCGACUGUUGCGGUCGUGCUGGCGGAAUUUUUGGACCGCACGUUGCCGAACAACGACAGUAAGGAUAACGGCUUGCAUUGGUGGCAAAAAUUUGUGGCAUAUGGAAGAGAUGUUAGAAGUGAUGAGUUCUACAAGUUGCCAUUUAAACUUAAUAGGUUUUUCCCAUCCUAUUAGACAUGGAUUAUGUUCAAUGUUGAUUCCCGCCAUAUUUUUUGUCAAGAAAUUAAAUUAUAAUUUAAUGUUUUGCUAUUGUAGUUCAUAUUUAAUAUUGGAAUUUAUUCAUUUGUCACUUCUUAAUUCUUAUAUGCUCAUUGUUGAUUUCAUUAGUUUUAGAAAUUAAAUGAUAGUAUUUAUUUUAAGAUUACUCUAGCAAUAUUUUCGUGCGCAAAUAAUUCUUACUCCCCAUA
This is a messenger RNA of Cuscuta campestris, 2040 nucleotides long. The record is from the annotation of a GenBank genome assembly. NCBI's taxonomy places the organism in Eukaryota, Viridiplantae, Streptophyta, Magnoliopsida, Solanales, Convolvulaceae.